AAUUUACCCCUGCACGCACGCCAAGAAGCAUGGUCUCGAUGACGACGACGACGACAACAACAACCCUGGUGGACCCCGUCGCGGCCUACCGCACCAACCCCGACUACGAAAACCUGAGCGACAAGGCCUUUGGCGACGACAGCCUCUUUGACGUCGAGAAGCACUUUAUCCACUCGCUGCGCAACAUUGGUGGCAAGUACGAGUCGUUUGUCGUCUUUGGGCAUGUCGACAAGCAGUCCACGACGAGCUUUGUGCAUUUCGGGAGCAGUCUCUGCGGCCACGAGGGCAUUGUGCAUGGCGGGUGCAUCUCGACGAUUUGCGACGAGCUCUUUGGCUGGACCAUGUACUGGGUCAUGGACAAGGCGGGCUUCACAGCGAAUCUGAAUGUCAACUUUCGCAAGCCGCUGCCGGCGCAAACGCUCGCGAUCGUGACGACGGAGCUUGAGCGCAUCGAGGGCCGGAAAGUGUACCUCAAGGCCAAGGUUCAGGACGCGGACGGCAACACGUACACGGAAGCCACGUCGCUUUUCAUAAUGCCCAAGCCCGCCCACGUCGAAUAGACAACCAAGUUCUAAUCUAAACUCUAUCUUGCUUAUUUU
Saprolegnia parasitica CBS 223.65 is the source of this 599-nucleotide messenger RNA. RefSeq lists its product as hypothetical. The record is from RefSeq and is a predicted model, not a curated record. The transcript is spliced from 4 exons. Lineage: Eukaryota; Oomycota; Saprolegniomycetes; Saprolegniales; Saprolegniaceae. Bases 30 to 560 code for a protein of 176 amino acids.